Molecule: messenger RNA, 6609 nt
Organism: Epinephelus moara (kelp grouper)
Lineage: Eukaryota; Metazoa; Chordata; Actinopteri; Perciformes; Serranidae
Gene: b4galt2
Product: UDP-Gal:betaGlcNAc beta 1,4- galactosyltransferase, polypeptide 2
Exons: 8
Coding region: 1070-2278 (402 amino acids)
Biological process (GO): carbohydrate metabolic process
Molecular function (GO): glycosyltransferase activity
Source: RefSeq, a predicted model, not a curated record
GACCUGCUCGCUGCCACAGCCUGAGAGCAUCCUUUUUCUUUGCUUUCUUAUCAUCCUCACCAAAACACAGCGGGCUGACGGAAAAUCAUGAGGAUAGCAUCUCUGCCUUCACCGGUUUGCGGUACAAUAUCGUUGCGGGCUACGUUAGCCGUUUGGCUAGCGUAAUGCUACACAACAUGAGGCUUUCCUCCUGAUGAAGAGCAGACAUAAUAGCCUGUCUGUGGGAAGGAGAAGAAUAUAGUUAUCCUUAGCACAGCGAGCUGGGCUCAGCUUCUAGCUUUUAGGGGUCUUAUUUUAUUUUUAUUUACAUUUUUUUUUUUUUACAAACAUUUCUGACAGUUUUUUUAAGGUGUUAUUUUUCUUCUUCGGCUGAUGUGACUGAAUCCAGCGGUGCUCCAGUACAAGAAGAUGCACAGAUAAAAGUGUUCGCCUGACAACAUCAAGGUGCCUGAGACUUUCCUGGAUAAGUCUGUCUGAGUCUGACUGAUCCCACAAGAAGAGGACAUCUCUACUGAGCCAUCAGCAGACCCUCAACACUACACUGAUGAAUGUUUGUCGGCAGCUACCACUACGCCAUCACUCGGAUCACUUAUCAUUUGGAAGUUUUAAGCAAACGUUGGACUAAUAGGUUGUUGCUUGACGAACCGGACUGGCUUUCAACAUCGGAAUAUCACACGGGUGCAGCAACAACUUGACUCUGGGAUAGUGUCUAACUCAACAUAUGAUCACAUGCCCAUAUCAGCAAAGAUUUAUCUGCAAUCGAGGCCUUAUGUCUUAGAUUACACUGAACUUAUUUGCUGUAUCUACAGUUAAGUCCGUCAGUGAAUAGGUUCCUGGAUCAUCUCACUCAGGGAUUGAGGCUGAUUAAAACAUUUCAGUACUUUUGUCAUGCAGGAAAUCUGGGUACGCACCAGAAACAAGCUGGCAUCUCAGACUUCAGGUGUAGCUGACUGUGUAGCCUCCCUGCCCUCAUCAAUGACCCCAUGACCCCUGCAGAAGUCAGAUAGUCCGGUAUCAGCUAACCACAUGUCCUUAUCAGAAAUUUAAUAGCAGCCGUCAGGAUGAGCGCAUGUCCGUAGCCACGCAACGCCAGCGUUGUCGAGGCUGGCGGACAUCUUCCUCGGCCAUGACCCGGCUGAUGUUGGGCCGGACUCUGGAGCGCAUCUGUAAAGGCGUCCUGCUGCUCUGCCUGCUCCACUUCCUCAUCAUGAUGAUCCUGUACUUCGACGUUUACACGCAGCGCUUCGACCUCUUCAGCCGCUUCAACAACGGCCGCAACGGAUCAAGGAAUAACGCCAGCGGAGCAGCAGGGAAUGGACACCAUUAUUACUAUUACAACCUUUCCAGGCCCAACGCCACGCUAGCCAGCUACCUGGCCACAGGGGAGCAGCUGGUGCCGAGUGCGCAGCCUGAGACCAAUCAGACACCUUCUCCCAAACCGCUGCCACCGUGCCCCGAGAACCCGCCCGGCCUUGUCGGGCGUUUGUUGAUCGAGUUCAGCUCCCAGAUGACGAUGGAACGAGUGCAGAAAGAAAACCCCAACGUGACGGAAGGAGGCCGCUACACGCCUCCUGACUGUCGGCCACGAUGGAAGGUGGCCAUCAUCAUCCCAUUCCGUCACAGAGAAAACCACCUAAAGUACUGGCUCCACUACCUCCACCCUAUCCUCAGAAGGCAGAAGAUUGACUACGGCAUCUACAUCAUCAACCAGUUGGGUGAGGACACCUUCAACCGUGCCAAGCUGUUGAACGUUGGCUACACGGAGGCUUUGAAGGAUGCAGAGUACGAUUGCUUCAUCUUUAGCGACGUGGACCUGAUCCCGAUGGAUGACCGCAACCUUUACCACUGCUACGACCAGCCAAGGCACUUCGCCAUCGCCAUGGAUAAGUUUGGCUUCAGGCUGCCCUAUGCUGGCUACUUUGGAGGAGUGUCAGGCCUCAGUAAAAAACAGUUUCUGAAGAUCAAUGGCUUCCCCAACGAGUACUGGGGCUGGGGAGGGGAGGACGACGACAUCUACAACAGGAUCACUCUGAACGGGAUGAAGGUGUCCAGGCCAGAUGUUCGCAUCGGCCGCUACAGAAUGAUUAAACACGAGAGAGACAAACACAAUGAGCCCAACCCACAGAGAUUUAAUAAAAUCCAGAACACGAAGAACACGAUGAAGAAGGACGGCAUCAGCUCUCUGACCUACAAAGUGCUUCAGGUCAAGAGGUACCCUCUGUACACAAAUAUCUCUGUGGAGAUUGGCAAACCACCGCCCCGGCCUAUUAAGGGCUAGAGACAGACGGAGAGGAAGACGAGGGGGUCGACGCACACUGACUGGAGGGAAGAAGAUGGGAAGAAGAGAGCUUAUGAGAGGGAAAUAAAGAGAUCACAAAUCUAAGACAUCUGGAAGGAUGAUGGAAUGAGAGAGAGGAAAAAGUUACAAGCACAUUAUGGUCUCUUUCUCCCUCUCGACCCCUCUCUCUGUUUUGAAUUUUUUUUUUGGAUUUCAGCUUGCCAUUUCUGGAUCCAGGACUCAGGCUCUUUGCAACUUUUUCAAGCAGCCAGUGGCUUCACGCCUCCUACCUUUACCAAUCAGUGACUUCAGAAUUUUAAGAGUGGGGACCAAAGCUGGGAUAUCAGUAGCCGACCAAAGGUUGGCGUCAGACUUGGAGGCUGAAACUUGGAAUCUUUCCAUUAACAAUCUUUUGUAAACUGGAGGACAUCCAGUGGCAUAUCGAUGGAGGAUAUUGACAGGAGCUAUUGUCAGGGGAUUAGAGAUCAGACAAUGACAUCAUUUGAAACUUUGGAAAGUUUUCAUGGCCUGUUUUGAAACACUGGACAGUAUCAAGUGGGAUUUCUUGAAAUAUCUGACCAAGUUCAUAUAAGCAGAAUGAAAUGGGCUUUUUACAUGGAUACAAAGAUGAUACGAGACGUGGUACCUGCUGGUUUGGGAAUGACAUAUGAGCGGACAACAAACCUUAAAAACGCCAUCAAACAUUUUACUUUCCGAGCAGUGAUGAUCAAGAGAAUGGGGAUUUCUAUUAGAGGCAAACUGUAACUAAAUAUGACAGGCAGUGAUGCUUCACUGAACUGUAUCUGAUGGACUGCAUAUCGAAGAAAACAUCUGACUCUUAUCUUGACAAAUGAUGCUAAUGGACGAUUUGAUAUUGACGUCUUUGUCAGGGAGUUUGGAUCUAAUUACUCAAUCAAAUCCUCCUCCGGUAUCAAUUAAUGAAUGUGUAUUGUGCCUGCAUUUACAGUGCUGGGACACGCUGAUAAAACAUGUUCAUCAGCAGCAACAAACUCCAGAGAACUCUCUUUUUGUUCACUUUUAUACAUAUAUAUAUGUAUAUAUACAUAUAUAUAUGUAUAUAUACAUAUAUAUAUGUAUAUAUACAUAUAUAUAUGUAUAUGUAUGUACUUUGGAAACCUGGCUUAUUGGAGUAAUGGAAAAGUUUUGCAACAAAAGUAAACAUAUUGAAGACAUGAAGAGUUUUCUCCUGUUCUGGAUGCAGUGUUGUGGAACUACCUUGGGAAUGCAUUCGAAAUCAAAUCAAGGAACUGAAGACAGCAAGGCAGAUAGAUACACUAACAGCUCAGUUGUGAUUUUAACCCCAUGUGGCACAUAUUGGAGAUUAGGUUUCUGGAAGCUUUGUUUCUAUCACUCCCCUUAAAGACAGAUUAAAGGUUUAUUUUGGUAAUCUGGACAUUAAAUGUACAUAUUUGUCUCUACGAGAUCUAAAUGGCUUGAGGUACAUUCAUAUUCCUGAAGGUGCUGGUUUGAUUCAGUAAAAAUAUGCAUUUUCAAUUAGAAAAUUGGACAUUUACCACAUUUUCUGAACAUAUAUGGGACACAAAGGGGUUAAACUGAGCUGUCAGAAUAGAAUCAUGGCUCAUGCUUUACAGGAAAAAGUGUUGUGGAUACAUAAGCUUCAAACAUUUACACUGAAUCCACAGACAAGCCGAGCUGAAAAGUACUUUGGAGGUCAAUUUUUAGCCUACAAUGUAACCUGGACGUCAAAGUUUUUUUAAGUAUCACAGUUCAUUAAAACUCUAUUGCUACUGUUAUUACGCCAUUUUCUCUCUCUACUAUCUUUUUCUUUAAAUCUUUAAGAAAAAGAUGAUUAUAUCCGGAAAGAGGAAAUUAGAAGGUGAUAGUCUUCUGUCUAUGGAAAUUGUGAAUUUUAAGGCAGUAAUGAGAAGUUAUCCUUUGAGCAGUUUGACUGACAUCUCUAUGGCUGCUUUAGAUUUUAUCAUCAUCAGCUGUCACUUUUCUAUUGUCACUGUCUAUUUUAUCACACUUUCCGAUUUCAUAAAUUAAUCAAGCAUUGUGAGGUUUGUUUUUUAUUGAAGCUGUUAUUUUUAUUUGAGUUUCAUAACUUUCCCUGUGUGAAAAAUGAACAACUUAAUCUGCGUACAGAAGCCUUUGACUGUUUUAUGCUUUGAUACAUCAGUCUUUGUCCUUUGUUUUAUUUUUCCUUGUCUCUACUGUUGAUGCUGUUACUGUUGACGCCUAAACACCAAACCGAUGCCUUCAGAAGUUAUCGUUACUAAAGGGGCAAGGAAGCUUAUUUUUGAUUUAAAGGUCAUAUUGGGGUGUAAAAUCUGUUGAUGAAGAUGUGUGCUCGUAAUGGGUAAUACAGAAACUAACCCAUGUUUGCUUCAGUUUAAAAAACACACAUCAAAGGUUCAGUGUGUAGGAUGUAGUGGCAUAUAUUUUGUUUUUCCAACGCAUUCUAACUCCAACCUUUCCAUGUCCACAUACGACAUGUAAGGUACCCUGGGUGUGUUGGUUAUUGACGCUCUGGGACGCUGUGUCAAGUUCUGCCUGUUACAUGCAUUGUCUUCUUUCAAGAUACACUUCUGUUUUCACAGGAAAUUGAACGUCUUCAUACAGUCUCUUUCAAAAUCAAUGCACUACGUCUGUACCUGUUUUUUUCCUUCAACAACAAACACACAUGGUUGGGUUUAGAAAAAAGAACAGGGUUUGGCUUUAGAAUCUUACGGGACACCAACACCGCUUUCUCGGGUGAAAGUCUGUGUUUGUUGGACCCAUCCACCACCAGUCCCGCCCCACCCCAGUUGGAGUUUCGCUGCCUUAACUUUCAUCGUUGUCCCGCCAUAUUCCCCCCGAUGCCGUUGGGAGCUGUUAAACUAUAACGGCAACCGGCCGCGUAUCAUACCGACAUCAAAGAACGCCUUACUCCAUUGGUUUUUACUUCUUUAAAUCACCAUGUGCUUUUGUUUUGAAGGGAAAGAGAUCUUUGCAGAUAAUUUGGCUCCUGUUAGGAAUCUUCUGAACAAUGAACACUGAAGGAAUCCUAAGUAAGAAUCAACAUUUGGGAGAAAUUUUAGCUGGUUGAAAUUUGCAACCUUGCUAUAUGCCACUAAAUCCUACACAUUGCUCCUUGAAGAUCAUAAAAAACUUAAACUAUCUCUACCUAUCUUUGAUGUUUUAAACAGACAUAAGAUUUGUGUGCUAUGUUGUAACUGUUUUGUAUCAUUCAGAACAAUUUUAGGGCUUUUAUUUUGUACAUUGUUGGCCUCCUCUUUGGUCAGCCUUGAGGCAAAAAUGUUCCCAUCUGUUUGGCUCAGCAUUACCUUCGCCUUGGGUUUGUUGAAAGGUUUGAUUACUCCUCACACACACACACACACAUGCAUUCACACUGUCUCCCUUUUUUCUUUGUAUUAUCUCCCCUUUUAUUGCCUUUUCUUUCUUACUCUGCCAGUCCAGGCUGUAUGUGUCAAUGGCACUCCGUUGUGCUUCGUGGUGGGCCUACUUCAAGCACAGCUGUGUCUCACAAGAGUGCUUCUUCUUUCAAUAGAUAUCGACAGAGCCUCUCUUUGUGUCUCUGAAUCUGUGCCACUUACUGUAUCUUUUUUUUUUAUCUCAGUACACAUCCUCAUUUGUGAAUCCUUCUGCGUCUCCCCUUCUCUCAUUCUCUCCCUCACUUUAUCUGAUUCCCCUUUUCCUUUUCACCCUCUGUUGAUACUUAUUUCCAGAGUGCAGAGCUCUCCUGAGUUUGAGUGUCCUCAGUGGGCAGACUACCUACGGAGAGGUCAAUACAGCCCCUUCUCUAUACUGUUUACAGCUCACCCAGUGCAAUAUUACCAAUUUGUUCACAUCUGCCACAUAUGCCACUUUAAGCUUAUGUUUUCAUGUGGGAUCUGAGGUAGUUAAUGUUUGAAUGCAGUCAUGUUUUUUCCAGAUAGAUUUCCUUAUUAUUUGCCUCCAAUCAGCUUAUUGAUUUGAAAUCCUUGUAAUCAGUACAGAGGCGACAAAAUGGCAGCUCUUGCUUUGAUUUUUCCCAUCCAUACAGUAUUUAAGCACCUUGGUGAUUUAGUGUUUACUCGCAUAAAGUGGGGUGACUUGGAAAAAAAAAAGGAACGGUCAAAAUUGAAGCAGCAGAGGCCGAGAUAUCCUGACUUUCAGUCCCUAUUCUGGGUCAAGAUCCAAACACACUGGGUCUUAAUUCUCCACAAUUCAUCUUAAUAGUGUCUCAUAGCAUUGCGAAGUUGGAGGAGCCAUUUCAGGCGUAAAAGUCAAAGCCUCAUUCAUUUUUUCCCGUAGACGAUGUUAGAUGAUUCACAAUUGGGGCUCACUCUCUCUUAACAGUGGACGAA